Messenger RNA from Nycticebus coucang (slow loris), 707 nucleotides. It is a transcript of the gene CFAP299, whose product is annotated as cilia and flagella associated protein 299. The transcript has 6 exons. Lineage: Eukaryota; Metazoa; Chordata; Mammalia; Primates; Lorisidae. The record is from RefSeq and is a predicted model, not a curated record. The coding region runs from base 6 to 707 and encodes 233 amino acids.
CCGCAAUGGAUCAGGAUGAAGGGAUGACAGCGGUGGACAAUAUAGUCACUCAGUUCAACACCUACGAAGAUUUCCUCGACUCACAGAUCACUACCGUGGACUUGUACUACCUGGAGGAUGAAAGCUUGGCCCGCCAGUUGGUGGAGCUAGGAUAUCGAGGGACUGGAGAGAUAGUGAAAAGGGAAGAUUUUGAAGCGAGGAAGGCAUCUAUAGAGAUUGCAAGGCUGGCUGAAAGAAUUCAGAAAAAGACACUCACCAGUGCGGGGAAAGACCUGCAGGACAACUUUCUGAAGGCCUUGGCGCUGAGAGAAGAAGACAACCGCGGCGGGAAAGUGAGCUCUGUGAUCUUCAUUCGGGACAGAAACACUCACGGCCAGGAGGUGUCGGGGUACAUCGACUACGCCCACAGGCUGAAGACCGAAGAUUUCGAAGUCUACUUCAACGGGAAAAAAAGACUUCUUCCAAGGCCCACGGACAUGAGCUUUUACAAUUGGGACAAUCACAUCGCUCUUUGUAAUUCAACUCCCAACUAUCAAGUGAUUUCGGACAAUCCGGAAGGUUUACUUUUCAAAUACAAAAGAGACCGAAAAAUUCUCAACGUGGACCCAAAGGCACAACCAGGUGAUAACUCUACGAGAACCCCUAUCCAGACAGAACUCUACAUUCAAGCUGCCAUUUUUGACCAUGUUUCCAGAAGAAAGACUUAA